Molecule: messenger RNA, 1309 nt
Organism: Lotus japonicus
Lineage: Eukaryota; Viridiplantae; Streptophyta; Magnoliopsida; Fabales; Fabaceae
Exons: 7
Coding region: 1-1257 (418 amino acids)
Source: RefSeq, a predicted model, not a curated record
AUGGGAAGUUUUAAGGUUACGAUUUUGUUGCUUUGGGUCCUGUUUACCUCUUGUAGCCAAAAGCUCGAAUUCAAAGUUGAAGCAAAAACAUUAUCAUUACCUUCAGAAAGAGAAAUAGAAGCCAAAUUGAAGAUCCUCAAUAAGCCUGCUCUAAAAACCAUUAAGAGUGAAGAUGGUGAUAUUAUUGAUUGUGUUGACAUCUAUAAACAACCUGCUUUCGACCAUCCUGCGUUAAAAGAUCACACUAUUCAGAAAAUACCUGAUUUCCUUCUAGAAUGGCAAAACUCAAGCUCUUCACAAGUGUUCCAGACAUGGCAAAAAAGUGGAAGUUGUCCAGAAGGAACUAUCCCCAUUCGUAGAAUUCGAAAAGAGGAUUUACUAAGAGCAGGUUCUCUGGACCUCUUUGGGCGAAAACCACCAAUACAUUUCAUGAAUUCAACAAACACCAUAAACUCUAAUUCUCACAAAGCCAAUGGUUCUAACGCAUACGUUCCAGAAAAUCGUUCGAAAUCAAGUCUUAUAACAGUGGGAUACAAUUAUAUAGGUGCAGAAGCAAAUAUUAACGUUUGGAAUCCAAGGGUUGAUUUGCCGAAUGACUUCACCACUGCUCAAAUAUGGCUUAAGGCUGGAAAUGGUCCUCAAUUUUUUCAAAGCGUCGAAGUAGGCUGGAUGGUGAAUCCAAAAUUGUAUGGUGAUAGAGCCACUCGAUUGUUUGCAUAUUGGACUACGGAUUCAUACAAGUCAACAGGAUGCUUUGAUGUUACUUGCUCAGGGUUUGUGCAUACAGGCCAAGUAGCACUUGGUAGUGCCAUAACACCUAUUUCGACCCCAUACGGCACACAAUAUGAAAUCAAUGUUGGAAUCUUCUGGGAUCAAUCAGGUAAUUGGUGGUUUAGAGUAGGCCACAAUAACCCUGUUGGUUAUUGGCCUGCGAAAUUAUUUAAGCCAGAUGGGUUGAGUCACAGUGCCACAUCAGUUGAGUGGGGUGGACAAGUGUACAGCCCGAUGGUGAAGAAAAGACCCCACACAAGAACCGCCAUGGGUAGUGGAGAUAGUAUAGACAGUCGUUGGGGUACCGGAUGCUUCAUGCGCAAUCUGAGAAUUAAGGAUUACUCGCAACAACUUAAGUACCCUGAAAGUGUAAGUACAAGGGCUGAAGAAGAGUAUUGCUACAAUGUCUUCAAUGAGGCUAAAUAUGGACAAGAACCUACCUUAUUUUUUGGAGGACCAGGACAAGCACCUCCUUAUUGUCCUUGAAUUUCCAUAAAAUAAAGUUACAUAGAAAAACGCUUUUGACUAAAUAUAUAAU